AUGAAGAAAGAAAUUUUUGCAUGCAGAAAUUUCAGUCGGCAAUCAUUGACUGUCGAAUCGGCACAUCCAAUGCAUUUAGUUGCUUCCGGCAAAAUACAUCAAACAGGAGCAGAAUCUCAAGAAAAAUUAAUGAAGAAAUUUUCGAUAGCAUCGGAAGAACAACGGGAUGUGUACAGUGCAGCGGUUGCUGAUAAAUUGGAAGAUCAGGAAGUGAAUAAUUUACGAAAGGAACGAAGUUAUGAAAGAGAAAAUAACAAAGAGAAAUAA
Messenger RNA from Cercopithifilaria johnstoni, 267 nucleotides. The record is from the annotation of a GenBank genome assembly. NCBI's taxonomy places the organism in Eukaryota, Metazoa, Nematoda, Chromadorea, Rhabditida, Onchocercidae.